Epinephelus fuscoguttatus (brown-marbled grouper) is the source of this 3220-nucleotide messenger RNA. It is a transcript of the gene idua, whose product is annotated as alpha-L-iduronidase. NCBI's taxonomy places the organism in Eukaryota, Metazoa, Chordata, Actinopteri, Perciformes, Serranidae. The coding region runs from base 211 to 2112 and encodes 633 amino acids. Gene Ontology annotation, biological process: carbohydrate metabolic process. Gene Ontology annotation, molecular function: L-iduronidase activity. The record is from RefSeq and is a predicted model, not a curated record. The transcript is spliced from 14 exons.
CUGACUGACUGCAGCUCGCGACAGGAGAGGAAAUGCGUUUAUUUUGCUGUGUUUUAGUCUUUCUACAGUGAAUUGUGUCAAGUGACUGUUUCUCAUUAUUCACAUACAAUAUGUAAGGCAUGUUAAACUGACCUCGUUACUGACUUCACAUCAUUUUAACAGCCAUUUACACUAGCACGGCAUACUGAGUUGCCAUGCUCAGUCGCAGACAUGCAUUGGAAAACUUUUUCUGUCUUUGCGUUACUUCUCAACAUCACCGGGACUUCACCGACUUCAUAUGUCAUCACAGUCGAUGUUGGGAAACCAGUAGGAUAUCUUAAACACUUCUGGAGAAGCACUGGUUUCUGUCCCCCGCUCCCUCACACUCAGGCCCACCAGUUUGACCUGAGCACUGACCAGCAGCUGAACCUGGCCUAUGUGGGCUCAGUCCCCCAUGGAGGGAUCCAGCAGGUCAGGAUUCACUGGAUGUUGGAGCUGGUGACUGCACAAGAUAUUGGAGGACAACCCCAUUACAACUUCACUAAACUGGACCAGCUGAUAGAACUGUUGUGGAUUAAUGGACUCAGACCAGGUUUUGAACUGAUGGGCAGUGUCUCUAACUACUUCACUGACUUUGAGGACAAAUCACAAGUGGUCAAGUGGAGAAAUCUGAUUUAUCUCCUCGCCAAGAGGUACAUCGACAAAUAUGGCCUGGGUAGUGUCUCUCAGUGGAACUUUGAGACAUGGAAUGAACCAAACAACCAUGACUUUGAUAAUGUCACCGUGUCAAUCCAAGGGUUUUUAAACUACUAUGAUGCCUGUUCGGAGGGUCUGCGUGCUGCCAGCAGUUACCUGAGGUUUGGGGGCCCAGGAGACUCCUGUCAUUCCCCCCCACACUCACCAUACUGCUGGGCCAUGCUGCAGCACUGCUACAACGGCACCAACUACUUCACUGGAGAGACAGGGGUCAGGAUCGAUUACAUCGCCCUGCACAAGAAGGGAGGAGGCUACUCCUUACCCAUCUUGCAGCAGGAGAUCCAGACAGUGCAGGAGAUCCAGGAGCGUUUCCCUCGGUUCCGCAGCCUCCCUGUUUACAACGAUGAGGCUGACCCACUGGUGGGCUGGUCUAGGCCUCAGGAGUGGAGAGCUGAUGUGACCUAUGCUGCGAUGGUGGUGAAGGUAAUAAACCAGCACCAGGAUCUGCUGCUGGCAGACCCAAACAGCACCAUCAACUACACCCUGCUCAGCAAUGACAAUGCCUUCCUCAGCUACCACCCCCACCCCUUCACCCAGCGCACACUGACUGCCCGCUUCCAGGUCAACAACACCCAGCCACCUCACGUCCAGCUGAUCAGGAAGCCUGUCCUCACUGUCAUGGGCCUGCUGGCUCUGCUAGGAGAGACCCAGGUCUUGGCUCAGGUUCUGAGCUCAGCAGGAGCCAACAAGAGCACUAUAGGAGUUCUCGCCAGCAGUCAUAAGCCCACAAUACCAGGCGGCUCAGACAGCUGGCAGGCAGCAGUGCUGCUCUACAACAGUGACGACAACAGCACCUCCAUAAACACUGAUGAUGUCACCAUCUCACUGAAGGGACUGUCUGCACAAAAGGGUCUUGUGUAUGUCACAUAUUACAUUGACAACAAUGUAACCAACCCGUACCAGCUGUGGCAGAGCAUGGGCCGCCCUGACUACCCCUCAACAGAACAGUUCAGACGCCUCAGGACCGUGCAGGACCCUCAUGUUGAUGGACCCUGGGAAGUCCCUGCUGGGGACACUCUGACUCUGAAAGCUGAACUGUCCCUGCCCUCUGUCCUCCUCAUACAUGUUUGUGCCCGACCCAAAGCAGUGCCAGGCCAGGUGAAUGGAUUACGCUUUAUCAGGAUCACCAAAGGCCAAGUUCUGAUUGCCUGGUCAGACCACUGUAUUGACUGCAAAUGCAUUAAGACAUUUGAAGUGGAGUUCUCCACAGAGCAAAAGGAAUUCAGCAGAAUCAAUACUCAAGACACCAUUUUUACUUCUCAUGUUUAUUCACCUGUGGACCAGGAGGUUGGCGGUCUGUACAGAGUCCGAGCUGUGGACUACUGGGGAAGGCCCGGCCAGUUCUCGCUGCCAGAGAGGUACUCAGAGGAGAUGUAGACCAAAGUCAAGUCUGGCACCAUUUAUAUUAUGUUUCUAAAUAGUUUUGUACGAUGUAAAUACAUUUUAUAGACAUCAGUAUGUUGAUUAUAUAUGUUAUACAGUAUGGGUCGUUUCUGAUAUGCCCCAAUCAAAUUAUAAGCAUACAUUUAUUUUUCAUACUCCUGCUGUAAUACAGGCAUCACAUGUAUUGACAGUGUAUAGUAGUUGUUUCAGGUUCAAAGACUUUGAGAAUGUUAGAUAAAAGUGACUGAAUACAGUAAUCUGCAAACAUUACAAGAUCAAAUACAUUCACUUGUAAAGCAGCUGUAGAUUUAUUGGCUUAUGGUGAUAGAUAAAGGGAUUGAACACAUCCUUUCUUGGUGGAAACAUGUUUAACUAGUAAUGCGUAAUCAUAAACGGUUAACAAGUCAAUCAAAACAAACAACAUGUCACUUGUUCUUUCAAUACUGUCUAAUUUUUCUACACUGUCUUCGGCACUCAGCCAAGAUCCCACUGGUUUCUGCUGAAGACACAAGACAGGUCAAUAAUAUGUAGUUUCAAUUUAAAAAAAAAAUUACCUAAAAAGCUGGGCACUGUGAUUUGUCGGGGACUGUUUUCAGCAGUGGAUUAAUACACAGUUGGUUAAUGAAUGUUGGACAACAAAAAAUUAUAUAUCAGGAUAUAUCAGGCUUUGGAUACGCAGGCAACACUUGUUCUUUGGGUCAAUUCAUUGUCCAUUUUGGUCUUUUUAUUGGAUUUGUUGACAAUAAGAAUAUAUUGAAUAUUACUGGAUUUAUCCUUGUAAUGUAUUUACACAUGAAUAGGUCAUACAUCCUUAAGGACAACUUGUUAAACGCAGUGUUAAAAUAAGAUUUUAGUAUUAAUGCUUGUUUUGCAGUUGCACAUAAUGUGUCAUUGUUGAAGUCAAAUACAAAAUGUCACUGAGCAAUGAGAUUAAUAAUUAACUGAUCACACUGUUAUCAGAAACUGUUACAGCCAGACAAACAAAUAUAAUGGAUACUUGAGUCAUUUUUUGUUAUCUGUUUUUAAUUUGUUUUUGUUUUUUUAACCAAUGUCGCAGAUCUUUAUAUUGUUGUGUUUAUAUGUUUGUGCUCUGGAUAAUUAA